UGGAGAAUGCUGUGUGUGUGCUCCGGAACCUGUCCUACCGCCUCUACGACGAGAUGCCGCCAUCAGCGCUGCAGAGGCUGGAGGGCCGAGGCCGCGGGGAAGCCGGGGCCGGGAGGCCCGGGGAGGUCGUCGGCUGCUUCACCCCCCAGAGCAGGAAGCUGCGGGAGCUGCCCCUGGCCACAGAUGCCCUGACCUUCGCCGAGGUCUCCAAGGACCCGAAGGGGCUCGAGUGGCUCUGGAGCCCCCAGAUUGUGGGCCUUUACAACCGGCUCCUCCAGCGGUGCGAGCUGAACAGGCACACGACCGAGGCUGCGGCGGGGGCCUUGCAGAACAUCACCGCCGGGGACCGAAGGUGGGCCGGGGUGCUGAGCCGCCUAGCCCUGGAGCAGGAGCGCAUCCUGAACCCCUUGUUGGACCGAGUUCGGACGGCUGACCAUCACCAGCUGCGCUCGCUCACUGGCCUCAUCCGGAACCUGUCACGGAACGCUCGGAACAAGGACGAGAUGUCCACCAAGGUGGUCAGUCAUCUGAUCGAGAAACUGCCGGGGAGCGUGGGAGAAAAGCCACCUCCCGCCGACGUGCUGGUCAACAUCAUCGCGGUGCUCAACAACCUGGUGGUGGCCAGCCCCAUCGCCGCCCGAGACCUCCUCUACUUCGAUGGUCUCCGAAAGCUCAUCUACAUCAAGAAAAGGCAGGAUGGGCCUGACAGCGAGAAGUCCUCCCGGGCUGCCUCGAGCCUUCUGGCCAACAUGUGGCAGUACAGCAAACUCCACCGAGACUUCCGGGCGAAAGGCUAUCGGAAGGAGGAUUUCCUGGGUCCGUAAACAAUCUGAAGAGGAAGAGUUCUAUUGGGGGGGGCUAAUGAAUGACCCCCCCCAAAGCUGCAUGGGACCGUCUUGGCUUGGCUCUGCCCUGGCCUCAUGGCUCCUGGCCCCAUCUCCUUGGGCCUGGCCCGGUCUGGCCUCUUGGCCCCUGGCACUGCCAUCUUGGGUGGAGCACAAAAGCAGGCUGACUGCUUACAGGAUGGGCAGGCACCAAGAACAGGUCCUGGACUUGAGGGAACUUUGGGGCUUCAGGGUGAGCCUGGCUAUCAAGACGGGGCAAGAGCCCCUGGCUUCUGGGUGUGGGGAUGCUUGGGAAUCCUUUGGUGUUUCAGGGGGCCGCUGCUGCUGUGGCCCCCUCGUCCCCCAGGGCCUCAUCCGAUGCUUGAUAAGGGAAGUGGCUGGAAGCAGCCGGACAAGCACAUGCAGUCACGACGGGUUGAGGGGCUGGGGGGGCUGGGGCUGGCACAAUAAAGGAGGCAUUGGUCUGGUA
This is a messenger RNA of Gracilinanus agilis (Agile Gracile Mouse Opossum), 1314 nucleotides long. RefSeq names its product plakophilin 3 (gene PKP3). Gene Ontology annotation, molecular function: cadherin binding. The coding region runs from base 54 to 824 and encodes 256 amino acids. Gene Ontology annotation, biological process: cell-cell junction assembly; cell-cell adhesion. The transcript has 6 exons. The record is from RefSeq and is a predicted model, not a curated record. Gene Ontology annotation, cellular component: adherens junction; plasma membrane; cytoplasm. NCBI's taxonomy places the organism in Eukaryota, Metazoa, Chordata, Mammalia, Didelphimorphia, Didelphidae.